Tribolium madens (black flour beetle) is the source of this 742-nucleotide messenger RNA. RefSeq names its product UDP-glucuronosyltransferase 2C1-like. The record is from RefSeq and is a predicted model, not a curated record. The coding region runs from base 1 to 660 and encodes 219 amino acids. Gene Ontology annotation, molecular function: UDP-glycosyltransferase activity. The transcript has 4 exons. NCBI's taxonomy places the organism in Eukaryota, Metazoa, Arthropoda, Insecta, Coleoptera, Tenebrionidae.
AUGCAACCUGCGAAAAAAAAUUUGAAGUUGGUGAAAAAUAAACACACUUUCAAACACACCAUAUUUGCGCCAAGUGAUGACGAACGCGCAAAAUCAGCCACUAACCCAAACUCCAGUCUGCGAUGCGAUGGAAGACGGAGCAGGAAAGUCGUCGCUCACCCUAACAUACGAGCUUUUAUAACACAUGGAGGUGUCUCAAGCUUAAUUGAAGCAGUUUAUUUUGGAGUUCCUGUAGUUGGUCUCCCUUCUUUUGCCGAUCAGGAGAACAAUUUGGCCACUGCUGUCAAAAGAGGAUAUGCGGUUAGUAUUCUUAUGAAGGACAUAACUGAAGAUAGUUUGUAUAAAGCCUUACAAGAAGUUCUAAAUAAACCAAAAUACAAACAAAAUGCUUUAAAAAUGUCAAAAUUAAUGCGCGACCAACCCAUGAAACCCAUUGAUUCUGCUAUCUACUGGAUAGAAUAUGUUAUUCGUCAUCGAGGAGCUCCAUAUCUUAGAUCUGCCAGUCUUGACCUUAAAUGGUACCAGAGGGAAAUGCUCGAUAUUUUUUCUUUUCUUUUGACUCUGGUUUUUGUAAUUUUCUAUUUUAUUCGAAAUUUGUUUGGUCUGAUUAGGAAAAAAAAAUUAACAAAACCAGUAUCAACAGAUAAGAAAGAUAAAUAGUUAAUAAAAGCGUUAUGAAUAAACAAAAUAAUUUCGCUACUUAUUUUGAUCGUUAUUUUAUUAUUUACAGAUAAUAAUAUAA